Molecule: messenger RNA, 1002 nt
Organism: Rosa chinensis
Lineage: Eukaryota; Viridiplantae; Streptophyta; Magnoliopsida; Rosales; Rosaceae
Product: probable calcium-binding protein CML46
Exons: 1
Coding region: 242-811 (189 amino acids)
Molecular function (GO): calcium ion binding
Source: RefSeq, a predicted model, not a curated record
GCGAUGGCACACAGCAUCUUCCCCCCAUAUUUUGGGGCUUGACCAAAAUGGUGUCUUCAAAUGCAAGACUCAAAUCUUGGUCUAUAUAAGACACCAUGCACCUUAUCUAUUCAUAACUCAAAUCGUUGAUGUAAACUUAAAUCCUUCUCUCAUCAUUUCCUGCUUUUGUGCUUUGCAUAGACUUGAGAAUCUGAACUUGUUUUUCGACUAGCAUUAAUAUCGACGACCAGCAUCUAUUUCAAUGGAGAAGACAUCAUCAACAUCCUCUUCACCAUUUCUUGUUUUGAUUGGUACAAUCUUGUUACAAUCUAUUGCUAACUGGUUAGGUAGAAUUCAGGAGCUCUUUUUUAGAUUUCAGUCUUUUCUCCUAUCCCAGUAUACCUGUGAUAACUCAAAGGUUCGGGAUGAGAAGAACUUGGAUUCGGAGUCGAGCCAGCUGCCAAAGGUAUGUAAAAAGAAGGAUGAUGGUAGCUUGAGCAGAGAAGAUGUGAACAUGGUGAUGGGAAACUUGGGAAUUUUUUUCAGUUCAGAAGGGCUACCUGAAUCAUUCUGUUCUGCUGAGCUUUCAGGGCUGUUUGAUGAGAACGAGCCGAGCUUGGAGGAAGUCAAACAAGCUUUUGAUGUGUUUGAUGAGAACAAGGAUGGGUUUAUCGAUGCAAGAGAGUUGCAGAGAGUUCUCUGUAUAUUGGGCUUGAAGGAAGGUUCAAAGCUAGAAGACUGCCAGAAAAUGAUCGAGACAUUUGAUGAAAACAGAGAUGGAAGGAUAGAGUUCUUUGAAUUUGUAAAAUUUAUGGAGGCUAGCUUUUGCUAAACUAUUUUUUUUUCUUCUUUUAAAAUUUAAAGGAACAAUUAUCAUUCCCGCAUACUCCUAUUUAGAGCCGACUCAGAGGUUGUGCAAAGUGUGCGAUGGAACAGGACCCUCAAAUUUAGGGUAUUUGUACUUCUUUGUACAUCUAUAUUAUUUAUAAAAGUGUCCUCACUACUUGAAAGUUUUGUAGUUCA